Messenger RNA from Meriones unguiculatus (Mongolian gerbil), 1150 nucleotides. It is a transcript of the gene Rmi2, whose product is annotated as RecQ mediated genome instability 2. The coding region runs from base 28 to 477 and encodes 149 amino acids. NCBI's taxonomy places the organism in Eukaryota, Metazoa, Chordata, Mammalia, Rodentia, Muridae. The record is from RefSeq and is a predicted model, not a curated record. Gene Ontology annotation, biological process: regulation of sister chromatid segregation; negative regulation of double-strand break repair via homologous recombination; DNA repair. Gene Ontology annotation, cellular component: cytosol; nuclear speck. The transcript has 2 exons.
UUGGCGGGAAAGUGGCGGCGGCGCGGCAUGGCGGCUGCGGCGUCCGAGUCGCUGUCCUCAGGUGGCCCCGGGGCCGUACGGCUGCCUCGGUCGCCGCCACUCAAGGUGCUGGCAGGGCAGCUGCGGCGCCACGCGGAGGGCGGCCCGGGCGCGUGGCGGCUGUCGCGGGCGGCCGUGGGCCGCGCGCCGCUGGAGCUGGCGGCCGUGUGGAUGCAGGGCACCGUGCUGGCGGCGGAAGGCGGCCAGGCGCGGCUGCGCGACCCGAGCGGGGCCUUCUCCGUGCGCGGCCUGGAGCGGGUACCACGCGGCCGGCCCUGCCUUCUUCCAGGAAAGUAUGUGAUGGUGAUGGGGGUGGUUCAGGCCUGUAGUCCUGAGCCCUGCCUGCAGGCCGUGAAGAUGACGGAUCUUUCUGACAAUCCUGUGCACGAAAGCAUGUGGGAACUGGAGGUGGAAGACUUGCAUAGGAGCAUCCCCUAGGGCUGGCACCCUCUCAGAUCAGCUUUCCCUCGGAAGUAAUUUACCCCCGUGUGGGGCUCAGGGACAUCGAAAAAGUUUCUUGAAGAGAUUUGCUUUGUUUGAGCUAGACGUCCAGACCCUGGGAGCCGAACUUCAGUUGACUCAGCCACUCCUCUGCCCAGUGCUUUGCUUGCUGAUGAGAAGCAGAUGCUCUGGUUGUUUCCCACCCCCUUUUGUCAUUUGUGUGUGUUCAUUUUUCUCUCUCUCUAAAGCACAUGGGAAAAUGUUGUCGUUUCCUGAUUUGUCGAGUGAUAACACUUCCUCCUUGACUCUCCCCUGCUGUUUCAGUUUUUGCCAGUGGGAUUAAAGUGCAGUUGUGUGCAUGAGGACAGAAUGGCCUUGUGGCCUGCAUCUACCAGGGACAGAUACCAGCAGGCAGCCUCUUGCUGACAGGACUCUCUCUGCUUCAAUGUUUAUUCCUCAUUGUCUGUUUUCCUUAGAUCCAGAAGGUGGGAACAGCUGUUGAGAAUGGUUGGAAUAUUCUCAGAAUUCUUUGUUGAAGUUAAAAAUUCAAAAUGGAAGGAGACUUUUCAAGCCUUCUGCUUCAAAACUGUUGCAGAGAGACAGCCAGGGUGGGCACAGCCUGCAGGCUCUCAGUCCUGAUCACCUCUCCGAAUAAAAUGCCUUUCCGAUG